Molecule: messenger RNA, 240 nt
Organism: Letharia columbiana
Lineage: Eukaryota; Fungi; Ascomycota; Lecanoromycetes; Lecanorales; Parmeliaceae
Exons: 1
Coding region: 1-240 (79 amino acids)
Source: RefSeq, a predicted model, not a curated record
AUGUUCGGAAAUGCAAGUGCUAUGCAAUACCGCGAACAAGUGUGUGAACAUGAUGCAUUGACAGCCUCGUUGAGCUCUCCAUCACGUUGUGGUGAUGAAGCCUGGGCGCGAAAAGGAGGUCGCAAGAAGGCGAAAGGAGCACGGACGCACCGAAUCGACCCUUCGAAGCUCCGAGUCUCGCCCAAUAUUACCAACUUCGAACCCCAGUAUCUUACGGAGAGCUACAACAAAAAGACUUGA